UUCUGGCAGUGGCCGAGAGCACUCUAGGUCCAUCUUGCGUGCUCGCAUCGCCCGUCGUCGGCAGACAGCGCGCUCUUCUUCUCGGUGACGUCGUGCUAAAAAAUGGCGGCUUCGGGUGGCGGAUUGUCGUCGUCCGCGGUGGCUUUGAGCGGCCAGACGGUCGCCCGAGCUCGUUUCCCGGGCCGCCCGUGCGCGAGCCGUGUCGGCCGACUCCGGCUGGGCAAGCGAAGCAAACGCGGAAGGCUGAGCUCGGACGACGACGAAUCGACGGAUGGAAGGCCGAGGCCCGUAAACAUCGGCCUAGCGUUGAGCGACGACCCGGCCUUGCUGCGCCUGCUCGGCGUGGCCGAGAAGCAUGGACGGCUGGGGGAAACGGGCUUCGAGUCGAGCGAUGAGGAGGAAAGCUUUGAUGGUUUUGGCGCAAGCACGGCUCAUUCAUCCAGGAGAGUGAAACCUCCCAAAGCUGUUCAACCUCCCAAAGUUGUGAAAUCACCUCCUGCAACCAAAUCUGGGAAGAUUGUAUCGCAAGGCGCCAAAGAAGAAACGGAAGAAGAAGAAGACGACGGGCUGAUCGGCACGAUUGUGCCACAAAACUCCAAAGAAAACGAAGGUUUGAUUGGGACGAUCGUACCGUGGUGCUCGAAGGAAGAAUGGGUGGACGUUAAAGGGAGAGAAGAGGCUCCGAUGGAGAUGUUGCAAGAAGCAAAUGACAUUAAGAUUGGUCUCGGUGAAGCGGGACAAACCGAGGAAGCGGGAACAGACGAGAAUGCGGGGCAGGAGGAUAAAGUCAAGGUCACAAUGCCAGACGCCGCCUCAUCACCGCGGCCCGCCAAGCGCGCCAGGCUGUCGGCGGCGACCCUGCAGCGCGGCCUGAGGAAAAAGUUAACGAAGGAAGUGGCCGCGUCCCCGGAGAUCGGUGCGGAGGCGGGCACCCAGAGCGGUCCGGAGGCGGCCAUGCCUCUGGAAGGGAGGUCGUCUCCUCCGCCGCAUGUGCUGCCCGAGCAUCGCGCCAUCAAGCGAUACCAUCGCAAGUGCGUAUUUGGCAAGCGGAGGAAGGUUAAACCCGCCUUGCCCGCUCCCACCGCCAGCCCCAAAAAGAAGCGCAUCAAACACGUGUUCUACGCGUACGUCCCCGAGCAGCAUGCUGCUGUUCCGCCUGAACCCGAACCCGCUUCCACGGUGGAGCAGCGCGACUCCUCAGCCGUGACCACCGCACGCUCGGCCCGCGUCAUCAAGACGCCCAAGAGGUUCUUGGAUGAGGCCAUGGUGCCCUUCCCGAAAGGCCACUUGUCUUCCUGGCUCAAGAACACACCCAAAGAAGACGAGAAGACCAGCACAUCCUCUCAAGACUCUUUUUACGAUGUGGACGGGGACGCCGCGCCCGUGGCUGACAGGUCACGUCCAUCGGCGAAGCUCACCGCACGACCGAUUCUUGCCACCAGUCACCUGGACUUUUACAAGAAACUCAAGCGGCUCACCUUGAAGCUGGCAGAGAAGAGAGGCCAGUCCUCCGCACGGGUUGAAAACGCCGCCACUCGUCGGGACGAUUUGAACGUGCACGUCAAGAAGAGGAGGCGACGCAGGUCCAAACUCACCAUGGAGGAAACGAACUCGCCUGGCGUGGUGAGGAAGCUCUCCGUAGUUGUCCGCAGCGACCCCAAGACGUCUUCGCAAACAUCCCCGCAAGACGCCGACAAGAAUGAUGCGGCGGGCGGCGGUGAGGUCGGCGCAGCGGCGGCGGUCCCCGAGGUGGGCGUGUCCGGGCACCGUGCGGUGGGCCUGAGCGGAGCCAACAGGAGGAUGCUGCACCUGCUGAAGAAAGCCAAAGUGCAGCUCAUCAAGAUCGACCAGCAGAAGCAGUUCAAGUUGUCGCAGUCGAGCUCCAGCGACACUCAGGUGGCGGUGAGGGGACGGAGGAAAAGGAGAGGCAACCGCGCGCCGAAACUGUGUCCUCAGGAGCAACCUCUGGGCGGUCCUAGGAUCAAGCACGUUUGCCGGGCGGCGGCGGUUGCCCUGGGCCAGCCGCGGGCGAUGGUGCCCGACGACAUCCCCCGACUCAGUGCCCUACCGCUGCACGAGAGGGAGGGGAUCACCUUCUCCCCCGCAAUUGAAGAUGUCGCAGACGACGACGAGGACGAGGACAUCUCGGCGGAGAGCGGAGCUCAGUGGCUCGUCUCCCAGGAACCCCUCGAGGAUCAGCAGAAGCAUUGGCGGCGGCGCGGGCGGCGGCGAGGCCGCAAUUACAGAAAGCGCAAAAUCUUGAGCCGCUACAAGCCCGGCGGCGUGCGUUCGCGGCGCUGCGGCAUGUGCCGAGGCUGCCUGGUGGACACGGAUUGCGCCAAGUGUACCAACUGUCGGGACAAGCCCAAGUUUGGCGGGCCCAACAAGAGGCGGCAAUGUUGCAUAUACAGGAGGUGCGAUAGAAUUGAAGCAACCAAGACGGAGCGCAUUGUCAAACAAUUUACAGUCCGCGCCCGGCAGAUUUCAGCACCGUUGUCAAGCAGCGACGACGGCAACUGGUGCGCCGCCGAGGAGUCGCCCAAGUCGCUGCCCUUAGUGCCGACCAAAAUUCGAAAGCAUUCCUUGCGUGACAUCACGCCGCGGUCCUUCAGCAGCCUGCUCAAAUCCGAGUCGGAAGAAGAGGCAGAGGAAGAGGGACGAGCAUUCAAAAAGGAGAAAAUGGUCACCAGGCAAGAUCUCGGACAUGGACUGUCGACACGUCAUGAUCCUGCUCACGAGGUGGUGAAGCAACGGCGGCCAUUUUCCAAAGGAGGCAGACCAAGAGCCUACAAGGGAUUGCAGAACACGGAAGAGACGGCGCCCAGCGAUACGUUCCCCUGUCCCGGCCCACCCGGAAGCCCCGUGUCCAAACUACAGCGGGAGCUCAGAGUACACUUAUACCGCCUCCCCGAUCCUCUGCCGCAGUCGCCCCAGCGCCUGGAUCCAUACCUAAAACAAUCUGAGCCCAAAUUGAUGCGGCCCCUUACGCAGCCUAGCGAGCCGCACGCACUGCAUGCCAUCGCGCCGCAGCUCGUAACGGGGAGUCCGCCUGAACCGCCGCCCCUUUCACGUGUCCUCGUGUUGCGACUGCACCGCUUGCCCCCACCUGCGGUACGGGGCGCAUUGCACGGGCGUGAGUCGCCACCACCCCAAGGGAGCCCAAAGUCCACAUGCCACUCCGCUCUGACAGAGGUCGCGACCACGUUGCGCUUUCAAGGGGACGCGCCGUCGCAGCGGCGGCAGCUCGGUGCUUUGAGCGACAAAGAAGUCGCGGUGGACGAAGCCGACGGUGCCCGGGAUGAUGGCCAAGACGGACAAGAAGGAAUGGGGCUGCAAAGGCCGCCGGGAACUGACCCACACUGUCUCCUUCCUUCCCAGAAUGCCGCAGAGGGUUCGUCGCACAGCGCCCCUGUGGGGUUUCCUAGCGGAUUUCCCCAGAAGGGCCCGCUGCUUGACAAGACAAGGAUCCGUGUGGAUUUUAAGGAGGAUUGCGCAAUUCAAAACGUGUGGUUAAUGGGUGGCCUCAGCGUCCUCACGUCUGUCACCAGCACACCUCAGCCCGUCUGUCUGCUGUGUGCCAGCAAAGGUCGUCAUGAGAUGAUCUUCUGCCAGAUAUGCUGCGAGCCCUUCCACAACUUCUGCCUCUCGGCCGAGGAGCGGCCCCUGGCGGGGAACAAGGAGAACUGGUGCUGCCGACGCUGCAAGUUCUGCCACGUGUGUGGGCGCAGAAGCAAGCUGUCCAAGCCUGUGUUGCAAUGCAAGAGAUGCCAAACCUCCUACCAUCCUUCCUGCUUGGGACCAACAUACCCCAAACCAAUGAACUGCAGUCUACCCUGGCUCUGCAUGACUUGCAUCCGCUGCAAAAGCUGCGGGGUGACGCCCGGAAAAUCCUGGGACGUGGCCUGGAACCACGCCGAGAACUUCUGCCCCGACUGCACCGUUCUUUACGAAAAAGGCGACUUCUGCACCGUUUGCAGCAAGUGCUACGACGACGACAGCAGCCAGCGGGAGCGGAUGAUUGAGUGUUCAAGAUGCAAGCAUUGGGUACAUCACACCUGUGAGGGUCUCUCAGAGGAGCUUAAGGGGUUGCUGUCGAGCCGACCCCAAGACGCCGUCUUCACCUGCUCCCCGUGCCGUCGCCUUACCGGUGAGGACGAAAGCCUAAGGGAGCUUCUGCAAAGCCAACUGCUGCUCGGCCUGCGGGAGGUGCUGGCCGGACUCCUCGCCGCCGACGCCACUCAGCAUCUGGCGCUCUGCCAAUCGUCCGAGUUAGUCGGGGAACAGACACCAGCGUGUGAUCUCCAAGCCAUGGACGAGAAGUUGAAAGGGGGCAAUUACACAUCCAUUAAAGCAUUCCAUGCCGAUGUCGUUUCUGUGAUGCGAAAGUGGCUGAAGGAGGAAGACGAUGACAACGCCAUUGCUCAGGCCAGGGAGCACUAUGCCAAAUUGAUGGUCCAAGUCUUCCCCUGGCUUCCUGCGCACCAUCAAAACAAGUUGAGGUCAUUCUCCGAGGACCUGCCAAGCAGCAUGCUCCCCGAAGCGGUAAUCCCGCCUUCGAAGGAGCACAGCUAUGCGCAGUGGACGCAGAGGACGUACCAGCCUCGGGAGAGCAAAGGCACGCAGGCGGGGAAAGGUGCGAUGAAGGACGUGGAAGCCGUCAAAGACUGCCGACAGUGUGUUUUGUGUCAACGCCAUGGUGACUCUGCUCCCAGAGAUGAAGGACGACUGCUGUACUUAGGCCAGAACGAGUGGGCCCACAUCAACUGCUGCAUCUGGUCGGCGGAAGUUUCCGAGAACAACGGCGCCCUACAUCAAGUACACACUGCCGUCUACAGGGGGCGCCACUUGCGUUGCGACCGCUGUGGGCUGUCGGGUGCCACGGUGGGCUGCUGCCUCUCCACCUGCCAGAGCAACUUCCACUUCAUGUGCGCGCGAGCCCACGAUUGUGUUUUCCAGCGGGACCGGAAGGUCUACUGCUACAAACACACGGAUCUCGUCAGUGCGGCGGUUGUGUCCGGGGACGGAUUUGAAGUUUCGCGGCGCGUCUACGUCGACUUUGAAGGGAUCACGCUGAAGAGGAAGUUCCUCACAGGCCUCGAGCCUGAAUCCAUCAAUAUGACCAUUGGGUCUCUGCAAAUCCAGAAACUCGGCGUGCUGUCAGAAAUCUCAUCCAACGGGAGGAUGUUAUACCCUGUCGGAUACCAGUGCUCUCGUUUAUACUGGAGCACUGUGGAUCCGCGCCGACACUGCAAGUACACCUGUAAGGUGACGGAGGUCAGCAGCCCCCUGCCCGGCGAGGAACAGGAGCUCCUCAUGAAGUACGAUCAAGAGGAGAAUCAAACCAUCGUCCACAGUCCCAACUUGCGCAGGGAUAUGGAGACUCCGGACGCUUUAAGCGCCACGUCCAGCCCACUUUCAUCUGCUACUCCAUCGCCCAACUCCAAAUUGCACAAUUCGCCGUACAAGCACCACAGCUACUCGCAGACCAGGAGGCCCGCGGGGGGGACUUCCCGACCUCUCCCGUCUCCAGGUUCGGCGGCUUCCAAAUCGCAUCAUAUUUUCACUCUGCGGGACCUGGAGAACACUCAGCGCCGCCGAAGGCUUUCAUCCAGGAGCCGCUGCAGCUCCUCCCCGACUGGCAGCCCCAUCCAGUCCUGCUGCGCUCCCCCGCCGAGGUCUUCCAACUUUUCGCCGAGCUCUCCUCCCUUAUCGCGACAGAACUCCCUCUCGCCCGGCUGGGGCUCGCCGCCUCGACCCAUGUCCGCCGGGUUUUCGCCUCGCCACGGCUCCCCCAGGGGAAGGCACGCGUUCAAGAUCACCACUCCCGUGUCUGCCGAGGUUCCCCAAGAUUUCUUGGAGUCGUCCGAGACGGAGGACGCGGCCGUGGCGACGACAAACGGCAUCUCGCUAGCCCCCGAUAACGCAGAUGGACACUUGGAGCUGCCUUACACAGUGUUUGACGCUGACACCGAGGUUGCGGUGGCCUCGGUCCUCAACGCGUUUGAGGACACGCUGCUGAGUGAUAACAUGUUGCCAGGCGGCCGGCUGGAUGCGGAAAUCCCGGAAGCAGACUCCGAAGAUGAAGACCACAGUGUUCAACUUACCCGCACCGUCGUGUGCGAGGCAGCUGGUGGCUCGCAGACAUCAGCCCUGCCCUCCACGCCCUCCAUUUCGCAGUUGGACGGCGCCGACGACGGCUCCGAGAGCGACUGCAGCGAGGAGGCCGGCGACGCGGGAAGCGGCGGCGCUCCCAUUCACACCGAUGACAACUCGCCCACAAAGCAGCUGACGAUCGCGCUCAAGAGGUUGGAUUCUAGCCACGAGGUAGAACAAGGUACGAGCGCGGCGGGCAGCUUCUCCGUAGAUCAGCCAGCCCCUGUUUUCCUCGACGCUUUCGACAUGGUGCAAAGCGAGGAGGUGCUGAUGGAUGGCGACGCAUCUGCCAAGGCCGAUUUUCUAGAAGGUACCGCCGGGAGUUCCGACGCCAACAACGACGUCGGUUUGAUGUCUGCGAGUAAGACGCAAGCCGAUGAAAAUGACAAUGCGUCCUCCACAGACUCCACCGAAGGCUUCAAAGACGACGCUAAUGACCCGGACUACUCUCCCGAGCCUAAAAACUUGCCAGUAAAAAGAGUCAUUGUCAAAAAAAUACGCAACACUGCCCAAAUCAAGUCCUUUUUGCCAGAGCGCGUCGUCCCUCAGCAGCAGCAGCAGCCGCCGAAGGUCAAGGUGCUGCUGCCCCCCAGGUCAGUCCAGCUUGUGACCUCCGUCGCCCCGAACGCUGUCGCCUCGCCCAUUCUCUUCAACGGGGUGAACGCUUUAAACGUCCAACCCGCCGUCAUGCGAGGCAAAACCGUCGCCAUCCGCUUGGACAAGCCCGUUGCGUCACAGCAACCCACCCAGCUGAUGAUUCCCACUUCGGCGGCAGCCGCCAGUGUCGCGCCGACCCCUCAGGUGCUCUUAGUCAACAGUGAAGGUCAGAUCCUGCUGAAGAACCCCAGAACCAACACGUAUCAAACGCUCAACACAAGUUCUCCCACUUACAGCAAGAUAAGCCAAAUUGCCAAAAUGCUCCACAAGGGCAACGCCUUGAAGCGACCCAUCCCUCGCGUUACGAUCAAACCUAGCGCUGGCACCCAGCUCGCCAGCGUGCCCACCACACCGGCGCCCAACCACAAAAUCAUCUACCGAGUGGUGCCCAUUAAACGCGUGACCAGCCCCCCGCCGGCCGUCACCGUGCAGCGUAAUCCCGCCUCGAUUUUGUCGGAAGCUGAAACGGCUCAAGCGAUUAUGAACAGAUCCAUGGAAUCCCAGGCUGAGCCCCCAAGGACCAAGCCCAUCAUCCUCCUUGGCACGGGUGGCAAACCUGCCGUACCUCCUCAACGCCAAGACGCCCAGCAGAAGAUCAGCCACGAGUCAGCCGGCGGAGCCGCAGUGUCCCCAAGUGUCCGUAUCAGCGUGCCAACUUACAACCCACAGAUGACAAGUGCGCCUAAAGUACGUGUCAAGCUCCCUAGCACCAUCGCUUACAGAAGAAAAAAGGCCAAGAUGGACAUCCUGAAGGAGCCUUCCAGUGAUCACGGGUAUCAUCAGGAAUACGGAACUCAGCGAAAGACGGAGGUUGCAGACAAAGACACCGCAUCCUGCAACGUGAACAUCAGCGCCGGGCGGCGACGGUUGCUUGCAAGCCAAGAAGGAUAUCCCAAAAUUAAAAUCCAGCCUGGAAAAGAUGUUCCCGAUGUGGACAAGGAGAAUUUGAGAAUUACGGCACCAGCGCUGCCAGUGUCCCCAAGGACUCCGAAUGUGGAGAGCGUGAGCAGUUGGGCUGGAUCACACAAGUGGGUCAGCGCUCGCCAUGGAGACCUAUCCGAUUGGGGCCCCCUUGCAGGUUGCAGUUCUGAGGACGAGGUCCCUUUGCCCAAAAACAAAAAGAGGAGCUACAUGAACCAGCCUCACCUGCGUUUUGAAAUCACCAGCGAUGACGGCUUUAGCGUCAAAGCUAACAGCAUGGAGGUGGCUUGGCGCGCCGUGAUCGACGGCGUCCAAGAGGCGCGGGCAGCCUUCCGCCUCGGGCAGUUUCCCCUGGGCGGCAUGAGCGGGCCGCGGGUGCUUGGCGUGGUGCACGACGCCGUCAUCUUCCUGCUGGAGCAGCUGCGCGGCGCCGGCGACUGCAAGAGCCACCGCUUCCGCUUCCACCGCUGCAGCGACAUCGAGGAGGAGUUGCCGCUCAACCCCAGCGGCUGCGCCCGCGGCGAAGUCUACAUGCGGAAAGCGACGUUCGACAUGUUCGACUUCCUGGCGUCUCAGCACCGAGCGCCCCCAGAUUCGCUCGGCCCCUAUGACGAGGAGGACGACGAGUUCCCGCUCAAGUCGUCCAGGCGUGCCACCAGCAGUGAGCUUCCCAUGGCCAUGAGAUUUCGCCACCUGGAGAAAACAUCCAAGGAAGCCGUCGGCGUUUACCGGUCUCUCAUCCACGGCCGAGGGCUUUUCUGCAAGAGGAUCAUCGAAGCGGGAGAAAUGGUCAUCGAGUACGCCGGCACCGUUAUCCGCUCAGUGCUGACGGAUAAGCGGGAGAAAUAUUAUGACGGCAAAGGCAUCGGCUGCUACAUGUUCCGCAUCGACGACUUUGACGUGGUGGACGCCACCAUGCAGGGCAACGCGGCGCGCUUCAUCAACCACUCGUGCGAGCCCAACUGCUACUCGCGCGUCAUCAACGUGGACGGCCGCAAGCACAUCGUCAUCUUCGCACUGCGCAAGAUCUACCGCGGCGAGGAGCUCACCUACGACUACAAGUUCCCCAUCGAGGACGACGAGAGCAAGUUGCGUUGCAACUGCGCCGCCCGACGCUGCCGUCGCUACCUUAACUAGCGGCCCGAAGGUAGGACUUAGACACGCCUCCGGGGAAUUCCCACCUCCGUUGAAUAACAUUUUACGACAAGAAGAGUACUUGAGCGUCACAACCUGGAGAGAAUGUCAUCAUGGUCAAUCACAGACUUUGCACAAGGCGCUGUGAUGCUCUUUUACUCCACACAAUUGUUUUUGUUCCGUUUUGUCGCAGGGGAAUAUUUAUUUAUUGCUCAGACGCAAUCCUUUUUUGUUAUUUUGUUUUCCGUCGUGGCAGCCUCAUGCUGUAGUCGCUCAGUUUGGGUUUACUGAGGUGCCGGUAGAGUUCAAAUUGUUUUAACCAUCCUCUCAGAAAAUCUGUGAUGAUCCCGCAGGUCUUGUUCAUUUUGUGUCUUUUAGGAAGAAAUAAUACAAUGCUUUUGCACUGUCCCUUUAUAGGUUAUUCUGUUUUUGUAUAUUUGAAAAAGAAAUCUUUAUGGAGUAAGCCCUUUUGUGCUUGAAACGUUUGCAAGUUGGAUUAAAAAUGGUAGUUUGCGUUUUGAGGUGGGGAAAAUUUCCAGCCACGUCAAUGUUUCCAUGUGUUCUACCUCCUGAUGAAACAUUUUGUUCUUCAAAAAAAAUAAAAGUUAAAGUCCCAAAUAUGACAACACGUAACGCAGCAUAAUUACUAACCUAAAUUGAUUGACCUGCAGGUAUUUGACAACCACUGUUGCCUGUCCAAAUUCACAUUUAUUUUGGGGUGGGGGGGGUUCACUGAAGGUGUUUUCAGCUUUUGUGUUUGUAAAUACUUGUAUAAAAAGGUCUUUCUAAACCUGUUACAUAUUUUUCUACCUGCGUUUUUUUUUUUUUAAUUUAUGUUCAAUAAAGUUCCAAUGUUGUUUGUUCCAUAA
Syngnathus acus (greater pipefish) is the source of this 9734-nucleotide messenger RNA. RefSeq names its product lysine (K)-specific methyltransferase 2Ba (gene kmt2ba). Gene Ontology annotation, biological process: positive regulation of DNA-templated transcription. Gene Ontology annotation, cellular component: histone methyltransferase complex; nucleus. NCBI's taxonomy places the organism in Eukaryota, Metazoa, Chordata, Actinopteri, Syngnathiformes, Syngnathidae. The transcript is spliced from 37 exons. The record is from RefSeq and is a predicted model, not a curated record. Gene Ontology annotation, molecular function: DNA binding; zinc ion binding; protein binding. The coding region runs from base 103 to 8868 and encodes 2921 amino acids.